AUGCUUAAAACUGACAGAAUAAACCAACACACAUUCAACCGAGCACUGUUCUGGAGAUACUUAGAUUAUCAUGAUUUUAUGAUGGGAGAUGGUAAUGGAGUGAAGGGAAGGGGACACGUUUUAAGCAAGCAUUUAAACAAAGAAGUUGAGAAUCAUUUAUUCAAGCAGAUUAUAGAAAACAUGUAUGUAUGUCUGACUUUGAGGGUUAAAUUUAUCCCAGGGCUAAUCAGAUUUGUCAUGGAAAGAAUCUUUAAAGGUCUUGUGGAGGUUUUAAUGUAUUUUUGGCAUUUUAUGAUCGCGUCUUGUUGUCGACAAAUCAUAGAAAGGAAUCUGAUUAAACGAGCACAAAGAUUUGCAAUUAAUUAUUUCUCAAACACGAGGCUUUCUGUCAGUGACAUCAAUCAAUAA
This is a messenger RNA of Clunio marinus, 408 nucleotides long. NCBI's taxonomy places the organism in Eukaryota, Metazoa, Arthropoda, Insecta, Diptera, Chironomidae. The record is from the annotation of a GenBank genome assembly.